This is a messenger RNA of Arachis ipaensis, 333 nucleotides long. The record is from RefSeq and is a predicted model, not a curated record. NCBI's taxonomy places the organism in Eukaryota, Viridiplantae, Streptophyta, Magnoliopsida, Fabales, Fabaceae.
AUGGAUUUGGAAUAUGAAGCCCUGUUGAAAAACAAAACUUGGGAGCUGGUCACCCUUCCUCCCAAUAGAGAAGCAAUAGGAAGCAGAUGGGUAUUCAGAAUUAAGUACAAUUCUGAUGGGUCGUUACAAAAAUACAAGGCAAGGCUGGUAGCUCAAGGGUACUCACAGAGACUAGGGUUUGACUUCACUGAAACAUACAGCCCAGUGGUCAAACCUACUUCAAUCAGAAUUCUAUUAUCAAUUGCCCUAGCUGAAUCAUGGACAAUCAGGCAAUUGGAUGUAAACAAUGCCUUUUUACAUGGAGACUUGGCAGAAGAAGUGUAUAUGAAGUAG